AUGUUCGUGCGUCGAGGAGUUAGGUUUUUUGCAACCGAAUGUAAACGCAAGACAACAACAUGGGAUCCACUUCACUCCCUUGAGCUCAAUCACACAUCUCUUGUUCUGCUCGAAAGAUGCAACUCCAGGAAUCAAUUCAAGCAGAUCUUAGCAAACAUCAUGAGAAUGAAUCUCAUAUGCGACACGUUUCCCAUGAGCCGUCUUCUCGUAUUCUCAGCGAUCACUUAUCCAGACAACAUCGACUUAGCUAAGCUCCUGUUUCGUAACUUCACACCAAACCCAAAUGUUUUCGUUUACAACACAAUGAUCUCUUCUUCUGCUGUUUCAAGCUCGAAGAAGGAAUGUUUUGCUCUUUAUGGGGAUAUGAUUAGACACAGUGUUUGUCCUGAUAGGCAAACGUUUCUGUACUUGAUGAAAGUAACGAACUUUCUGUCGGAAGUGAAGCAGAUUCAUUGUCAUGUAACUGUUUCUGGGGUUUUGUCUGAAGGGGAUAAUAAUUACCUGUGGAAUUAUCUUGUGAAGUUGUAUACGGAGUUGGGAGGUUUGGGUUUUGCAGAGAAGGUGUUUGAUGAAAUGCCUGAACCAGAUGUUAGUUCGUUUAACACUAUGAUUGUUGGUUAUGCUAAGAAAGGGUAUUGUUUAGAGGCGAUGAAGGUGUAUUAUAAGAUGGUUAGUGAUGGUAUUGAGCCUGAUGAGUAUGCGGUGUUGGGGAUUUUAGUUUGUUGUGGUAGAUUAUCUGAUGUUAGGAUUGGGAGAGGAGUUCAUGGUUGGAUUGAGAGGAGGAAGCCUGGUUCUUCGUCUAAUUUGAUACUGUGGAAUGCUGUUUUAGAUAUGUAUUUCAAAUGCAAAGAGUCUGGUUUUGCGAAAAGAGUGUUUGAUAUGAUGGCGAAGAAGGAUGUUUGUUCUUGGAACACCAUGGUUGGUGGCUUUGUUAAGCUUGAAGACAUGGAAGCUGCUCGGGAUGUUUUUGAUCAGAUGCCUAGAAGAGAUCUCGUCUCUUGGAAUUCUCUGCUUCUUGGUUACUCAAAGAAGGGAUGUGAUCAGAGAGUUGUUAGAGAGUUGGUUUAUGAGAUGUUGAUAGGGGAGAAGGUUGUUCCAGACUGUGUCACUUUUGUAAGUUUGAUAAGUGGUGCAGCAGACAACGGAGAAAUUAGCCAAGGAAGAUGGGUACAUGGGUUAAUGAUCCGCUUGGGAUUGCAAAUUGAUGCCUUUCUUGGCUCGGCUCUGGUAGAUAUGUACUGCAAAUGUGGUAGCAUCGAGCGGGCUUCUAAGGUUUUCAAGACAGUUGCUGUGAAAGACGUCACGCUAUGGACAACAAUGAUAACUGGGACUGCCUUCCAUGGAAAUGGCAAGCAAGCUCUGCAACUAUUUGAAGAUAUGCAAGAAGACGGCGUGACGCCGAACAAAGUCACUCUCCUCGCUGUCUUAACAGCUUGCAGCCAUAGCGGUCUCGUGGAGGAAGGGCUACACGUUUUUAACCACAUGAAGGAGAAGUUCGGUUUUGACCCUGAAACCGAGCAUUACGGUAGCCUUGUUGAUCUGUUGUGUAGGGCGGGGAGAGUAGAAGAAGCAAAAGACAUAGUGCAAAAGAAGAUGCCAAUGAGAGCAAGUCAGUCAAUGUGGGGAUCAAUCUUAAGUGCUUGUCGAGGAGGAGAAGAUAUUGAAACUGCAGAGAUGGCUUUAACGGAGUUGCUUAAGUUAGAGCCUGAAAAAGAAGGUGGAUACGUGUUGUUGUCUAACAUCUAUGCAGCCGCUAGAAGAUUUGGGUAUUCAGACAAGACAAGAGAAGCAAUGGAGAGUCGUGGAGUAAAGAAGGUUGCAGGAUACAGUAGUGUAGUAGGAGUAGAGGGAGUUCAUAGCUUUGUGGCUACAGAAAAGCAGAACCAUCCAAGAUGGCUUGAGAUUAGAAGAAUAUUACAUCAUAUAUGUGACGAAAUGAGUUCAAAUUUUGACUUGUUAAGAACAGAGAUGAAUUAGCCA
Molecule: messenger RNA, 1980 nt
Organism: Eruca vesicaria subsp. sativa (arugula)
Lineage: Eukaryota; Viridiplantae; Streptophyta; Magnoliopsida; Brassicales; Brassicaceae
Source: the annotation of a GenBank genome assembly